This is a messenger RNA of Octodon degus (degu), 1597 nucleotides long. RefSeq names its product VPS26, retromer complex component B (gene Vps26b). Gene Ontology annotation, cellular component: retromer complex; endosome. The record is from RefSeq and is a predicted model, not a curated record. NCBI's taxonomy places the organism in Eukaryota, Metazoa, Chordata, Mammalia, Rodentia, Octodontidae. The coding region runs from base 448 to 1458 and encodes 336 amino acids. Gene Ontology annotation, biological process: retrograde transport, endosome to Golgi; intracellular protein transport. The transcript is spliced from 6 exons.
CGCCUCCCCUCUCCCCCCUGAGCCGCGGAACACCUCGGUGCGGUGCGCCGUGGGAGCCUUGCGUGCUCUCCCUGCUGCUAGGCGCUAGACCCGCCCGGUGGGCUGCGGAACGCCGACUCAGGCUCUGCGCCGCUGCCCCUCUGGAGUUGCACAGUCGAUCCUCUUCCGCUAGCUGCCGCCAGCUGCUCUGGACUGGCGAGGUGCAGCGCGACGCUCCCCCGUGAAGCGCUGCUGGGGACGCGGCAGCCUGCCCGCCCCCCCGCCCUGCCCGCCCUUCCCCGUGCGGCCGGCCUCCCCGUCGCCCCCCGCCCGCUCCCCUAAGCCGAGCCCAGCUGCGGUGCGGCUGCGAGCGCACUCCCGCAGGGCCCUCGUCCUCCAUCCGUAGGGCAGCCCGCGGAGGCGGGAGCCGACCUCGGGGAGCCCGGCCCGGCCCGGCCCGGCGGAGCGAUGAGCUUCUUCGGCUUCGGGCAGAGCGUGGAGGUAGAGAUCCUGCUGAACGAUGCGGAGAGUAGGAAGCGAGCGGAGCACAAGACCGAGGACGGGAAGAAGGAGAAGUAUUUUCUCUUCUACGACGGGGAGACCGUCUCCGGGAAGGUGAGCCUCGCGCUUAAGAACCCUAACAAGCGGCUGGAGCACCAGGGCAUCAAGAUCGAAUUCAUCGGUCAGAUUGAACUCUAUUAUGACCGUGGGAAUCACCAUGAAUUUGUGUCCCUGGUGAAGGAUUUGGCUCGGCCCGGAGAGAUCACUCAGUCCCAGGCCUUUGAUUUUGAGUUCACCCACGUGGAGAAGCCGUAUGAGUCUUACACAGGGCAGAAUGUAAAGUUGCGCUAUUUCCUUCGGGCCACCAUCAGCCGCCGCCUCAAUGACGUUGUCAAAGAAAUGGACAUUGUGGUGCACACACUGAGCACAUACCCUGAGCUGAACUCGUCCAUCAAAAUGGAGGUUGGGAUCGAGGACUGCUUGCACAUUGAAUUUGAGUACAACAAGUCCAAAUACCACUUGAAAGAUGUCAUUGUAGGGAAGAUAUACUUCCUGCUGGUCAGAAUCAAAAUCAAGCACAUGGAGAUAGACAUCAUCAAACGGGAAACCACAGGCACUGGCCCCAAUGUGUACCACGAGAAUGACACCAUAGCGAAGUACGAGAUCAUGGAUGGGGCGCCAGUGCGUGGAGAGUCCAUCCCAAUCCGGCUCUUCCUGGCAGGGUACGAGCUCACACCCACGAUGCGAGACAUAAACAAGAAGUUCUCUGUGCGCUAUUACCUCAACCUAGUGCUGAUUGACGAGGAGGAACGGCGCUACUUCAAGCAACAGGAAGUGGUGUUAUGGCGGAAGGGUGACAUUGUGCGGAAGAGCAUGUCGCACCAGGCAGCCAUCGCCUCGCAGCGCUUCGAGGGCACAGCCUCCCUGGGGGAGGUGCGGACCCCCAGCCAGCUCUCUGACACCAACAGCAGGCAGUAGGCCCCUGGGCCAAGAAGCUGUGGGGCUUUACCCCAGCACCCCCAUCUACCAAACACCAGUGGCUGAGGGAGAGGAAGGAUGGUGUGAGGCUCAGCUGACCGUUACUUGCAACCUGAAAACAAAUCAUGUUUUGGACUUA